This is a messenger RNA of Paramacrobiotus metropolitanus, 1149 nucleotides long. RefSeq lists its product as uncharacterized. The transcript has 7 exons. Gene Ontology annotation, cellular component: NatB complex. Gene Ontology annotation, biological process: N-terminal peptidyl-methionine acetylation. The record is from RefSeq and is a predicted model, not a curated record. Gene Ontology annotation, molecular function: protein-N-terminal amino-acid acetyltransferase activity. Lineage: Eukaryota; Metazoa; Tardigrada; Eutardigrada; Parachela; Macrobiotidae. Bases 394 to 975 code for a protein of 193 amino acids.
UAUCUGCAUUUCCGUGACAUCCUCCAUUUUUGCUCGUAUUUCGGGAUUCACAGUAAAUAAACCAGAACUAAGUUCGUUUUCCAUUUUACCGGACACAGACGUUUCGGAGUUCCGAUUCAUUCUUUUAUUUCCAUCACGCAAGCUUAUCCACGGAAAAUAGCCUAAGAAGAUUUUCAUCUUUCUAAUCACUAAUGGUCGGAAAAUGCAAAAAUUUUGCUUUGUCACAACUUACCAGUUAGUAGUUACCACCGAGAAGGCUCCAGAAUUAUUAACGGAGAUCAGAUGUUGGAAUAUUGCCGAAUAAUAUUGCGAACGCACCGGUGGGAUCUUUGCCUUUAGGACGUCUUCGGUUUUCCCGUGUUGUUGUGGCUGCAGCUGUUGCAAAAGAUCCAGAUGGAUCACAACAAAAGCAACGACAACAAUAAUGAUAGCCGCAAUGUGGCUUUCUAUGUGCGCGAAGCCAAUCCUAUUGAUCUCAUGAAUCCUGGAAUAUCAAGAAUAAACGUGGAUUAUUGGACGGAAACUUACAAUGCGGGAUUUUAUUUGCAUUAUUUUUUGACAUGGCCGGAUCUGUUCCUAGUGGCGGUGGAUCCGAAUAAGGAAAUUAUUGGCUACAUCAUGGGGAAAGUGGAAGGAGAAGGAACCAAUUGGCACAGUCACAUCACGGCGCUAAGUGUGGAUUUGUUUCACAGGAAAUGUGGGAUUGCCUCCGAUCUCAUGAAGCGCUUUGAGGAAGUUUCCAACAAACGGAAGGCGUACUUUUGCGAUCUGUACGUACGCGUUUCCAAUCAAGUUGCGGUGGAAAUGUACAAAAAGAUGGGCUACGUUAUUUACCGUCGAGUUCUCGAAUAUUAUUCGGGAGAUCCUAGUGAAGAUGCCUUUGAUAUGAGAAAACCUUUGCUGUGUGACGUUGAUCGAAAGUCAGUGUUACCGGCUCCAAAAGAUCCUAUUCAUCCAGACGAAGUCCCAGAAUGAAAUGUGUGCUCUUGGAUCAGUCAGAAGUGGUUGUUGUUUUUGUAUUACGGUCGAUUUAUUUGUGUGGUUUUUGGUUUUUUGUUAUAGUAUUACCAUAGUAGUUCCAGUAGUAUUGUUAUAGCAGUUCAGUUCCGCAUGCGAAAGCAGAACUAAUUAAAGAUAACGAUUAACAAA